This is a messenger RNA of Aplysia californica (California sea hare), 801 nucleotides long. Its product is annotated as fukutin-related protein-like. The coding region runs from base 1 to 801 and encodes 266 amino acids. The record is from RefSeq and is a predicted model, not a curated record. NCBI's taxonomy places the organism in Eukaryota, Metazoa, Mollusca, Gastropoda, Aplysiida, Aplysiidae. The transcript has a single exon.
AUGGACAUCAUCUAUCCUUCGGACAUUCUGCAGAACCCGAAACCAAACCUGAAAAAUUUGACCAGCGCUCAACUGUACACGUAUUUCCAGCCUCUCAUCUCCGAGGAAGAGCGCCUCAUUUUGUUUUAUGUUCUCCAAGUCUUUGUGCAGACUUGCCUGAAACAAAGUGUGACUUUUAUGCUUUAUGGGGGGUCUUUGCUUGGAGCCUAUCGUCAUCACGGUAUUGUUCCAUGGGAUGACGAUAUAGAUGUCUGGGUCAACAGUUCACAGAAAGAUCUUCUCUUUGACGCCUUGACCAAGGAGUCAGGCCAGCUGUUUGGUGUGCACGCACCAAGAGAUCUCCAAGUGUGGAAAUUUUACUGGCGAAAGUCAAAUACAUUACCAAACCACCCUUACAAGUGGCCCUAUGUUGACAUUUUCUUUUUCGGGGAAAACAGUACACAUAUUUUUGACAAAGCUUCGAAGUAUGCAAGGGACUUUUGUUUUAGAAAAUCUGAUAUUUUUCCUCUUGAUUUCCGUCCGUUCCACGGUGCCUUGCUACCUGUGCCUUGCAAAACGAAAAAAGUUUUGGAACAAAAUUACUCUCCGACUUUGUGCCAAGCUAAUGACUACCUACAUAAAAAGGAAUCGUUGAUGCCAGAAGCAUUGAGGCGUGUCCUUCUUCCUUGCAGACGUUUGUAUUCCCUGUACCCUUUUGUGCGGCGCCGAUGGAGGUCUGGGGGUGUUGUGUACGAAGAAAAGCUGCAAGAAAGCAAACCUCAGACAACAGUUGCAUUUACUUCUCAGUGUGGAGAUGGGUGA